Messenger RNA from Durusdinium trenchii, 1983 nucleotides. The record is from the annotation of a GenBank genome assembly. NCBI's taxonomy places the organism in Eukaryota, Dinophyceae, Suessiales, Symbiodiniaceae.
CACGGACAUUACAUGGUUGAAUUCGCUCGGCUUGCUCCAAGAGCUUUGGGCCCAGUAGCUUGCAGGAUGGCGAAAGUGGGGAGAGGCUACGGAAAGUCAUGGGCAUCAAACAACUGGGCAAAUUUCUCAAAAGCAGCUGCCCCAGCGCCAUGAACUCUCACUCGCCGGCAGCAGAGUACAAGGAUCAGACUGUGGCCAUCGAUGUCAGCUGUUGCUUGUACCAAUGCAUUACUGCCAUGGGGGACACUCCACGCGGCGUUCAGCCGGGGAGUGAGCUGGACACCAGCCAUAUUGCCGGGCUGCUCCGGCGAAGCAUCAGGCUGUUGGAGUUGGGCAUCAAGCCAAUCUUUAUUUUUGAUGGCGAAGCCCCUAUGAUGAAGAGCCAUGUGCUCCAGCAGCGGGAGAAGAAUCGCGCCAAGUCCAGAGAGCUUCUGGAAGAGGCCCAGGCGAUGGGCGAUCAAGAAGCCAUGAAACGCUAUGGCGCCAGGUUGGUGAAGGUGACCCAGCGGCAGAACGAUGAAGCGAGGGAGCUUUUAGGCGUCAUGGGCCUCCCAGCAGUGUUAGCGCCUGGAGAAGCAGAGCGUCUUUGUGCCCAACUAGCCUUGAACGGCCUGGCACAAGCAGCGGCCACAGAGGACUUCGACGCCUUGGCCUUCGGUGCACCAAAGGUGCUGCGGAAUUUGCACCAGGGGAGCGCAUCGCCACAGGUGCCGCUGGUUCAGGAGAUCCGCAUGCCAGAGAUCUUGGCGCAGCUGCAUUUCUCUCAGGAGGAAUUUGUGGACUUUUGUAUCCUCGCAGGUUGUGACUACCUUCCCACCAUCUCCAAGAUGGGGAUCAUGACGGCGCAGCAGCUGAUCAAGAAGCACCGGAACAUUGAAAGCAUCCUGAGGAAUCUUGACCGCGCCAAGUACAAGGUGCCAGAAGACUGGAACUUCCAGGGUGCAAGGCAAUGCUUUUGCCCUAUGGACUUGGGUUUCUUACGGCAGACUGAACUGAAGGAGAAGCCUGUGGACGCUGGGGCUUUGCGACGUUUGCUCCUUGAGCGCCAUUCGCUACCGCCAGAGAUGGUCGACGAGAACAUGCGGAAGCUUAUCACAGUGAAAGGCUGCUUGCAGCCUCCACGGCCGCUUCAGUCUCCACCGCCGCGCGUGCCGAAGAACGGACAGCAGCGGCUAGCUGCUAACGUGAAACAGGAGAAGAAGCCCAGAGAGAGACAGAAGAAACAGUUUGGAUCCAGGCCUCCGGCCACGCCACAAAAGAAGGGGAGCCCUUUGCGCCAAGCCUUCUUCAAGGGCAAGCGCACGGUGGUGGACGAGGCCUCGCCCGUGGCCAAAAGGCGACGCCAUGCGGUGGCCAUGCUCCAGCACUGCUUCGGUGACGAUUUGCUGCUGCCCGCGGAGACGCCCUUAGCAGAACUGGAGCGCCUAGUCCAAGAGGUGCAGACGGAUGCAUCCUCUCAGGCAAGGCAGGACAUAGCUUUUUGAGAAACAGUUCCAGACUCAGGCUCCCUCCAUGCAAGGCGCUCUGAAAAGGCCCCACCCCCAAUACGCUAAGGAUAUCCUGGAGGCUGUAUGUUGUGAAGAGUUGUGCGCGCCAGUUCAUUGCUCAGAACACCAUCCCUCGCAACAAACCUAGUAUAUAGAACAGAUGUUUGGCAGCCCAAGAUUGAGGAACUGAGAUUGGUUGGUCCUCCUUGAAUCAUCUUGACUCCGACCGAAGGGUCGGGUGAGAGGCAGGCGAAAUCGGCCAGGCCUCGCAGUGUACCACUCUUCCGGGGAGCAGCUUGUUUAGCUGCCUAUCAUUGGAGGAGCCGCCAUUCCAUGUGAAGGUAACGAUGACUUGGCACCAAGUUUGCCCACUUUUUGUCGGCACUGCAAGUGCAUCGAGUUAGAUCACAUCAGCUGCUUUUGACGUCUUUCAGUACUGUGAGCUCAGAAAGCGCAUGAAAACGCUGCACUCAGAGAUUGGCCCACCACCAGGCUC